Prorocentrum cordatum is the source of this 1102-nucleotide messenger RNA. The record is from the annotation of a GenBank genome assembly. Lineage: Eukaryota; Dinophyceae; Prorocentrales; Prorocentraceae.
AGCGCCCCGCGCGGCCCGGAGGGGCCCGCGCCGCGCGGCCUGGCGGGGGCGGCGCGGCCCGCCGCCGUCCUCGCGGGGGAGAGGGCGAGUUGCGUGGGCAUGUCCGACCGCUACGCCAGCCUGGACGUCCCCCAGCUCAGCCGCAUCGCCACCGAGCGAGGCAUCGAGUGCCCGCAGCUCGGCGAGGCCCCCCAGGAGGACCGCGAGCUCUUGGCGCUGUUGCUGCGGGCGUACGACGCGGGCAGGGCGGCCGCGGCCGGGGAGGCGCGGGAACGGCCGCCGUCGCCCGACGCGCUGGGGGGCGACGAGCUGCGGGCGGAGGUGGCCCUGCAGAUCGAGGUCCUCGAGGUGCUGCGCACCCUGAGCUCCCUCCCCGGCCACCGGGGCAUCGACAUAGGCGGAACGCUCUCGAAGACAAUCCUGGGCGUGCCCCGGGAAGCUCUGCAGAACUUGGAGUUUAAGGCGUCCUUCGGGAAGAGUGGCAGACUACACAGGGACCUGGCGUUCAGCCUGGACUUGAAUGGAACUCCAUUCGAGUUUGUAUUUUUCUCUGGGACGACUUCGAAACUGGAGGAGGCCAUCACUUUCGUGAGCGAGAUGAGGGCCAUGCGCGGCCAGGCUGACACGAGGUCUUCGGAUGCCGCGCCCACGGAUCAGGAGAGGCACCGGCGUUCGCGUCAGAUUGCCCAGGCCGCAGAGGCCAGGGAGGAUUUGAGGUCUUCUAUUAUUCAGUGCCUCAUUGAGUCGGACUUCGGCCAGACCGUUGUUGGAAAGCAGCCGUCACGAUUGGGCCGCGUGCACGUCUCUGGCGGCGGCGCGUGUAAGUAUCCGCCCUUGUUCUUGAACGCCAUGGGCUUGAGCAUCGAGCCCGUCAAGGAGCUGCGGGCCAUGGUGGAGGGCCUGCUAUUCCUGCAGGAGACUUCCGCAGGCUCGAGGCGAAAUGACGAUCCACAGGGCGAUCUCUACACCGUCGACCAGGACGGUCGCAGCGUCGAAUUGCCCUGGCCCGACCCCUUGUUCCCGCUCAUCCUGGUCACGGCGGUUUGGAAUCUGUCGCCCCGCAGCCCUCGUGCGGAGUGGAACGUGGACCUCCCUCCUCACG